GCUCUGCUCUGCCACUGGACACUGAGGGUGCUCCACCUCAUCAUCCCACACUCAAACAGGUGGCCUGGCAGCAGAUUAGCAGCAUUACUGGGGUUGCUGAACAGAAAACCAAAGUGCCAGACUCUGCCAAGCCCAGCCCCACUCUGCACCCUGCCAACCCCAGCCUGACCCUGUCCCUGUCCGCGGCUAGCAGCAGUGGCAAUGGCAAGCGUGCCCCCUCCAGCGCCCAGCAGCAGCAGCAGCAGCAGCCAACGCCUGGACCACGCUACCCGCCCCGUGAGGUGCCCCCACGUUUCCGGCAGCAGGAGCACAAGCAGCUUUUGAAGAGGGGCCAGCCAUUGCCCGCAGGCACCCUGCCGCUCACCUCCUCCUCUGCCCCCACGCAGCUUGGGACCAGCUCCCCUCCUCAAACCCCGACAAGCAAAAGGCAUACAGAGCUGUCCCAUCAGAGUGGCUUGGGAGCCCAGUAUGAGAAUCCCCACUGGGGUCUUUCUAACAACAACAACAGCAGCAGUAGCACUGGCUGGGAUCAAGUGAUUAUUGACGAGAACGACAGCGAAGCCUGGCCCUCCAUUUCUGUCGGCAAUAGCCACGUGCCCCCAGAAUGCCCCGCGGACGCUGACCGCUCCACAGACGUCAUCAGCAGUAGCAGUAUGAGUAUGGCCACAGGAGCUGGACAGCCAGCCCACUACCCAAUCAACAAGAACGGCGCCAACCACUCCGGAACUAUGGUCUCCAGCCAAGGCGGCCCCAGCAGGGGAUGGGGCUCUGAUGGCAAGGCCGACGGCUUGACCAUGGGAGGGAGGGGCCAGCCCAACUGGAGCUCCCCCAACCUCAAUCUGAACCCCAACGCCAACCCUUCCGCCUGGCCCAUGCUUGGACAGGAGGGGCCCAAUGUGGGGGGUGGCGGCGGCAGUGGCAGUAUGGGGGGUUCAAACUCUCUUCCCCCAAAUAUGUGCGGCCCAGGAGGCGCUCCUCCAGUGCACGGCGCUAAUGGCAGCAUGGGGAACGCCAAUGGAAAUCAGAUCGGGGACAGCGGCACCGGGGCCUGGGGGAACCCCGACGCACCCGAGCAGCGCCAGUCCCCAGUGGCGAAUGUGUCUUUUAGCAUGGAACCUCCAAACCUUAACACUGAUGGACCAAACCACACUAAACAGGAUCCCAUGAGCCCCGUCCACGGCUGGGGCGGCCAGUCGCCCACCGAGACCUCUCAGGUCAACGGAGACGGCAGCUCCAUGUGGGGCGGCGGUGGAGAUUCCAAGGCUGCUGAGCCCAAGGAGUCUGGCUGGGACUCUGGCAGCGGUGCUUCCUGGGGACACAGAGGCAACGGUGGGAACGGAGGAGGCAGCGGCACAGGGACCUGGGGGGGGGACUGGGAGAAGCAGCCCAGUCGAGAAGCCAGUGGAUGGAACUCCACUGAAGCACCUCCUCCACAGGACCAGCAGAACUCCUGGACCACUGCUGCUCCUGUCAGCGAGGGCAGCGGAGGUAGCGGUGAGGGUCACUCACGGCACAGGGAGAGGUCCUCCAGCACGGAGAACAUCCCCCUCCUGCCCCGCCAGGACCUGGACCCGCGUGUGCUCAGUAACACUGGCUGGGGGCAAACCCCAGUCCGCCAACACACUGUUUGGGAGAUGGAGGAGAUCUCCGACCACAAGUCUGAAAGUGGAACUGAAUCUUGGGGAUCCUCUUCCAGCGCCGCACCUGCAGGCCCCCCACCAAUGCCUGCUGGCGGUGCCAACCUCGGUGGGGCUCCGAGGCCCAAUUCCGGGGGCAAGAAUGAGCCUGCAGGCCCAGUGGGCACAGCCUCUGGAUGGGGAGGCGCACCCCCACCUCCCAAACAGUCAGCCACUGGAUGGGGAGAGCCUCCAGCUAACAAAAAGGUGUCCAAUGGGACAAUGGGUGGAUGGGGUGAGCCUGUUCCAAGCGGCCCCAACACCAACGGCCCCAAGAGUGGCCAGUCCUGGGGCUCUGGAGAGAAGUCCCCCAGCUGGGAGGACAGCCCUGCACAGUCCAAGCAGCAGGGCUGGAGUGAAGGGCCUAAACCGUCCCAAGGCUGGGGCAACGGUGGCGGUGGCAAUGGUGGCGGCCACAACGGUGGCGGUGGCAAUGGUGGCGGAGGCCACAACGGUGGCAACGGUGGCAAUGGUGGCGGUCACAACGGUGGCGGUCACAACGGUGGCGGAGGCCACAACAGUGGCAACGGCGGCAAUGGUGGCGGUCACAACGGUGGCGGAGGCCACAACAGUGGCAACGGCGGCAAUGGUGGUGGCCACAACGGUGGCGGAGGCCACAACAGUGGCAACGGCGGCAAUGGUGGCGGAGGCCACAACGGUGGCGGUCACAACGGUGGCGGAGGCCACAACGGAGGCAACGGUGGCGGAGGCCACAUCGGUGGCGGCCACAACGGUGGCAACGGGGGCGGCCACAACGGUGGCGGCGGUCACAACGGUGGCAACGGUGGCGGCGGUCACAAUGGUGGAGGCCGCAACGGUGGUGGCCACAACGGUAACGGUGGCAACGGCAACAGCGGGGGCAGCAGUGGCAAUGGUGGAGAGUGGGGCGACUCCUCAGAGGUGAAGAAAAAUGGCACUGGAAACCCCCACUGGGAGGCCGAGGGAGGUAACUGGAAGGAAGGUUCCCGCAAUUGGGUCAAACCAGCUCCGAGUGUUGGAGGCAACUGGGGCGAUGCCCCACGCACCAAUGGCCCAGGGCAGGGAUGGGGUGGCAAACCCCAAGAAGGCCCCAGUGGCAACAGUGGCAACAGUGGCAACAGUGGCAACAGUGGAACAGCAACAAUGGGCUCCUGGGGAGGUCCCAACUCUGUGAAGCAGGCGAGCUCAGGAUGGGGCUCAGGGGGCCGCCCAGACAGCGACUCCACCGGCUGGGAGGAGCCCUCUCCACCCUCCAUCCGCCGCAAGAUGGAGAUCGACGACGGCACCUCUACCUGGGGGGACCCUGGCACAGGCAGCAAGGCCGUCAACCUGUGGGACAAGAACAACCCCACAGGGCAGGGCAGCUCGGGACCUGGUAACAACGGCGGAGGCGGUAACAACGUCGGAGGCGGUAACAACGGCGGAGGCAGCAACAACCACUCAGCACCCACCAACAACAAUCACCACCACCACCACCACCACAAUCCGCAUCACAGCCAAGCACCCAUGCAGAAUCAUUCCAAUGGCGGCAACAACAAUGGCUCACCCAGUCAGCCUGGACCACCCCAGAACAGACCUUCCCUUGCGGCUCCAGGCUGGGGAGAUCUGCCCAACGUUCAGGCCCAGUCCAAGCCCGAGCCCUCUACUUGGGGCGAACAAGCCCCCAAAACCCAAUCGGUGGACAACGGCACGGCAGCCUGGGGCAAGCCUCAAAGAGGCUGUGGAACUUGGGCGGAUGGAGGAGGGCACGAGCCUGUCGGACCCUAUGGCAGGGGCAACGCACCACCAGGAUCUGCCCCCUGCAAGCAAGCCCCCAAAUCUAUGCAAGACAACUGGGGGUCUGGAGGGGAGGACAUGGGCAUGUCAGGCGGGCAGUGGGAGGCUGAUGACGGGGACAUGUGGAACAGCCCCACCUCCCAGGAGAGCAACUCUUCCGGUAACUCCUGGGGCAACCAGGGCAAGAGAGUUCCACUGAAGGGGAAGAUGCCCAACAAGCCGGAUGAUACCUGGAUCAUGAAUCGCCUGAUCAAACAGCUCACAGACAUGGGCUUCCCGAGGGACCCUGCCGAGGAGGCUCUGAAGAGCAACAACAUGAAUCUGGAUCAAGCCAUGAGCGCUUUGCUGGAGAAGAAGAGCGAACUGGACAAGCGGGGGAUGUGCAUGUCUGACUACGGCGGCAUGAACAAGCCCAUGGUGUGCCGUCCCCAGGCCCUCUCCAAAGACUCCUCCUCGGAUCGGGCCCCCUUCCUGGACAAGGACGGCGGGCUGUCGGAUGACACACCGACCUCACCGUUUAUGCCUUCUCCCGGCCUGAAGCUCCCCAUGGCCAACAGCAGCCACCCUGGCCACGGUCUGGUGGGGGUCUCCUCGGGGCUGGCCAUGCAAAACUUGAACAACAGACAGAUGCAGAAUGGAAUGUUCGGCAGUAGCGGAGCAGCACAAGCCCGGGCCCUGCAGCAGCCGCCGCAGGCUCCGCCCCCUCAGCCGUCAGUGCCGCCUCUCAGCUCCUCCCAGCCUAGUCUACGCACUCAAGUGCCUCAGUUUCUCUCCCCUCAGGUCCAAGCACAGCUCUUGCAGUUUGCAGCAAAAAACAUUGGCCUGAACCCUGCACUUUUAACCUCACCAAUAAACCCUCAACAAAUGACCCUGUUGUACCAACUCCAGCAACUGCAAAUGGCGUACCAGCGUUUACAAAUCCAGCAGCAGAUGAUGCAGGCUCAGCGCAGUGUCUCCGGCCCCAUCAGACAACAAGAGCAGCAAGUUGCACGUACAAUCAAUAACAUGCAGCAGCAGAUCCAACAGCACCAGCGUCAGCUGGCCCAGGCCCUGCUGAUGAAGCAGCAGCCUCCUCCUCCUCACUCCGGCCUGCACCCAUCCGCCGGCAAAUCAGCCCUGGACUCCUUCCCAGGCCACCCCCAGGCCUCAGGCCUCAACGACCUGCAGACCAAAGAGCCGCAGUCUUCUCCCAACUCUUACAGCACCUACCCGCUCUCUGGCCUGAACCCCAGUAUGAAUGUAAACUGCAUGGAUGUGGGUGGGGGGAUGAGCAUGAAGGAGCCGCCCCAGCCCCAGUCCCGCCUCUCCCAGUGGACUCACCCCAACUCCAUGGACAGUCACAUGGAGUCCAGCCUGAACAAACAUGGUGGUAUUCCUCCAGCUCCCAACCACGGCCCCACCGGGAAAACCCCCAUGGAUGACUCCUACAGCCCCUACGGUCUGAUGUCCACCUCGGAGUCUCCAACCAGCCCUCUGGUGCCCCCUGAUAGCUGGUCCCAGCAGCGCAAGAGUCCCACUGAGAAGAUCUCCAAUGGCAACAACAUCAGCUGGCCACCAGAGUUCUGCCCUGGGGUGCCUUGGAAGGGCCUGCAGAAUAUCGACCCCGAGAACGACCCCAACAUGACCCCAGGAAGUGUCCCCAGCGGCCCCACCAUCAACACCAACAUCCAGGACGUCCAUCGCUACCUCCAGCGGGACCGCAGUGGAGGUAAACUCCUGGACAUGAAGUCCACCUGGUCCGCCGGCCCCAUCGCCCACCCCCAGGCCUCGCUGUCCCACGAGCUCUGGAAGGUUCCUUCCCAGGCCCGCAACAACAUCGCCCCAUCCAGGCCCCCUCCCGGCCUCACCAACUCCAAGCCCUCGACCACGUGGGGAGGCCACAGCCACAGCUUGGGGUGGAAUAGCUCCUCCUACGCAGAGGGCACAACCUGGAGCACCGACACCUCCAGCAGGACUAGCAGUUGGUUGGUCCUGAGGAACUUAACGCCUCAGAUCGAUGGCUCCACCCUGCGCACCCUGUGCAUGCAGCACGGCCCCCUCAUGACAUUCCACCUGAACCUGACGCAGGGCAACGCCGUGGUGCGCUACAGCUCCAAGGAGGAGACCGCCAAAGCCCAGAAGUCCCUGCACAUGUGCGUGCUGGGAAACACCACCAUCCUGGCUGAGUUCGCCGGCGAGGAGGAGGUCAACCGCUUCUUUGCACAAGGUCAGUCCCUGACGCCCGCCUCCAGCUGGCAGGCCAACACGGGAACCAAUCAGACGCGGAUGGGCGGGUCGGCCGCCUCCCACGGCCACUGGAGCAACAGUAACAACAGCAGCGGCGGCGGCGGCGGUGGAGUCGGCAGCGGCGGCGGCAAGGCUCCCGGCAGCGGCGGAGGCGACAUGCUAUGGGGAGGUGUGCAGCAUCAUUACUCCAGCCUGUGGGGGCCGCCCAGCGGGGACGACGCCCGCGUCAUCGGCAGCCCCAUCCCAAUCAACACCCUGCUGCCCGGAGACCUGCUGAGCGGAGAGUCCAUGUAGGGAGGAGGCGCCCGGCCGCCACCGCUGCUGCUGCUGCUGCUGCUGCUGCGCUGGACACAAGAGAUGCUAAGUAAACAAACUUUUGAGAUUUCAACAACAAAACAAAUAAAAACAAGAAAGACUUAUCUCAAACAAACCAACAAAAACAUGAAACAUGGAGCAAAAACCAAGCAAAUCAAUGUGGCGAUAAUCAGUUAUCUGUGGAGCUGUGAACCCUGAGGGCUGGGCUAACAUGAGGCUGCUGACCCUUCUCCCUCUCCUGAGUUUUUAUUUAUGUUCGCUCCGGCAUCCGAGGAGCGAGGACGCCCCUCCGAUUCUGUGCAUUGUGGACGGACUCACGAAGAGGGGAGAAUCAAUAUUAAACAUGAGCCUUGGAAGUUUCUCGGUGUAGUUUUUGAAAAAAAUAAAGUAUUUGAAUUUUUCGACAUUCAGUACAAAUGUUCCUAGUUAUUAUCUUUUUUUUUGUCUUUUUGCCCGUUGUUUUUUGUCAGGAGAAGCAAUCUUAAGAGGCAUCCCCAAACCACACCUCAGAAACUCUGAAAACACCUCAUGAAUCCCUUUUUCCCCCCAAAAAAGGACAGACUUCCUAACUGCCCUGUGGCCUAGGAGAAAAAAAAGGCUCUUGAAGUUUUAUCCAUCGUGUUAUUUUUCUCGUACUAUUUUGUUCACUGAACUGAUAUUAGCCUUAAGUGCUCUCCAGGUCUCCUUUUUCAAGCAUUUUGUUUUGAAACAAAUACUAACUAAAGAAACCUUUUGAAAACUUGCACAGUCCCAUACCUGAGCCAGCGGUUUGGACCAGAACACGUGUGAAGAACAACGCCAGCUCAGCUGUGGGCAUCCUGUGAGCAAGACCAAUCACCCCCCCAUUUUUUUUUAGUGCUUUCGAUUUCUUUGACAGACUGUCCCGCGACAGAAAGGGAUCUACACUGCGACAUGUUUUGGCGUAACCUGGCUGGUGUUUAGUUCAAUUGUGUAUGUAUUGCAACAUAAGCUGAGAGCAAAUUGCACGUCAACCGAACCUGAGUGUGGACCGUGUGAGUAAAGUGUUGAGUAAGCGUCUUCAGGCACCUGACCUUUUUGUGGCCAUGCACCACUGUUUGAAGAAGAAGAAAAAAAGGUCGUUCCUCAUACUAUACCGCGCCUAACAGUUGUCGACGGACCCAAUCAAACCCCAUGCAUUCAUGUAUCCUUGUCCUCCGUGUCAUAUGGUCCAUCAAGGAAAGGAGACAACAACAAAAAAAGCAAACAACACAACCACCUUCAAGUGAUGCAUUGUGCAAUAUCUGCCACUGACUCUUCCGUCCUCACUGAAGCGAAACCAAGCGGAGCUUCUUCUUUCCCUGAUUGAUUCGUUUGAGCUGCUCUUUCCGUCUGAACAGCAGGACAUAUUUGUUUGUUUUUUGUUUUGUGUUUUUUUUGGAGAACUACAGAAACCUUAUGAACUUCAUUUCCCAACCCAAGCCUGUGACCCCCCCCCCCCCCCCUGCAACUGUUGGGUGUUGCAGAGAUCGCCGGGGAGAGGAAGAGACUUGUCAUAAGCCUGUGUGUUGUGGUGUGCUGGGGGAGGCUGGACUGGCUAAAAGGAAAAAGGAAACAGAGGCUUUCCCCCAUCGCACACAACCUCCCUCCCUCCCUCGUCCAUCCCCGCCCAAACAGAGACUGUCCCCACAGCCAACAAGGGUCUAGUGGUUUGGACAACUGGCACAAUACCAAAUAAGAGGGGUUUCUCCCAAUGCAGUAGGGUAAAGAGUGUUCCUUGCAUUUGGUACAAACAUGAGACUACAGUACAAAAAAAAAAAAAAAAACUAUUAAGGGGAUUUAUCAUAGCACUUAUGAAGAGAAGUUAGCUCCGCCUGCGAUGCCAAUAAAUCAGACAAGGGAGCCACAACGUUGGAAGAGUUACUGAAAAGAAGAAAAAAAACACACAAAAAAAAACAGAAAACAAAGAAAAAAAACUCAAUGGCAACUCCUAGCUCUUUUUUUGUACUGUAUCUGUAUUUAAAACAAAUACUUUUUGUUUUUUGCUGGCCCUCUUCGGUCCAGGGACUCUGACAAACAAAAAAAAAAAGGAAAAAGAUGACAUGAACUGGUGUCAGGAUGAAGGGAAAAACAAGACUGAAUCUUACAAUCAGACAAAACAAACUUAAAAAAAAACCUGCAGUGUGUUUUUGUUUCAGUUCUAAGCUGUUUUGUUUCUCAUUGACUAUAUAUCAAAAAGUGAAUGUCACUGUUACUCCAAAAUGGUCUUUCUUAGCCUUUGGAUUAUUGUAUCUGGAGGAAGCGCUACACAUGCAAUGUUACCUGGAUACAGUGGUGGUGAUGGGGGAGGGGGGGAGUGGUGAUGCGAGGGGUUUAUGGGGGGGGGGGGGGGGGGGGGGGUAGGGUCGUCACGUCGACCUGGCCGCCUGUCUGCCCACUGAGUGCCUCUCUGCUGUGGACACUGAGCGAGCGCAAGGCCGUCUGACAUUCCACAGCAGCACCUCUUCCCAGGCAGCCGGCAGCAAGCAACCCCGAGCCCAGCCUGGUCCCCCCCCAGGCCCAUCAGCCCCCCUCUCUCUCUUUCUCUCUCUUUUCUUCCUCUUUCUCUCCGUACAGAACCACUGCGCAGGCGCUCCCCUCUUCUCUCUCUGUGUUCUUCUCCCCUCUCCCACCUCUUUACUGUCUCACAUGACGAUCACUUUAGCUGGAAGUUGAGACGGUCCGAUCUCUGGAAAUGCCAGUUUCUGUGUGUUAAGUUUUGUUUUGCUUUGUUCUGUUUUUUUUUUGUUUUUUUUUUUGUUUUCAAUGUGCAUUUGCUUUCACAUGAUUUUAUUAUUGUGUCCAUGCAGUGGUCUUUUUUAAAGGUAACUGCCUACAAUUACCUUCAAUGCUCAUAUGCAGAAACUCUCUUUAGAAGAGGUGCCUCUGUCUGUCUGCCCUGUGUAAUGAAUGCACAAUGCGGAUCAAUAUUACGGGCCAUAUUUGAUUGUUCCUUUCUUUUGAACCUUAAAUGGUCAUGCUUUUUUUUUUUUUAGCUGUGUUUUCAUAAAAUUUUUAGUAGUAUCUGAUGAUUGUCAAGUAGCCUCUCAGACUAAUGUGUCAGAAUGUUAAGUGAGUGAGUGAGGGUGUGUAUGUGUGUGUGUGUGUGUGUGUGUGUUAGACAUCUCCCUGACUCCCCCCGCCUACCCACUCCCUCAUGCAGCUGCUAUCAUCCUCCUCUACGUUUUCCGUUAGCCUUGCUCUUUGCUAGCCCGUGUCCCGCUAGCUCCUGGUCCUCCAAGCCUCACCAACAAGAGAAGACGUCCCUCGUUGUGAAUAGCCUGCUUCGGUCAGUGCCCUUUUCCGUUUGAAGCGACUCUCUUGGAGCCUCCCAGCCAGAGGCACAUAACAGACGCGGGUUUCUGUUUCUGUUUCUAUGCAAAGCCAAGGAGACUCAAGGGGGGCAAGGAGGGCAGGAGGGCGGGGGGGGGGGCGGAGGCGGCGACGGCAGCGUUUCAAUGGCAGCCCUUUACCACAACGUGCCAAUCAUGUCUGUGGAGGCCUCCUCUUGCCUCCAGCACGUGUGCAGCCACUCCUCUCCUCUCUGUUCAUGUCUCACUCGUACCCCCUGCUGCUCCCCCCCCCCCCCCCCCCCUCCCCUGUCGUCCCGCUCUUAGCAUCGGAGGGGGAACCAUGGCGACGUGGUCCCAUGAUGCUCUCUUUCUUGCUCACUCCAAAUCAGGUGUUCCACAGGAAGGAUGUGUCACCGUUUACUCUGCUGAAAAAGAAAAAAAAAAGGAAAAGGAAAAAAAAAAACAACAAAAACAUCUCACAUCAGCUUUGAUCUCAGGGCAGGGCGGGGCAAACAACAGAAAUAUAUUUAGAAGCUAAAGUAUGUUUCUAGACUAAAGGCAUCGCGGGGAAUCUGUUUGGGGCACGGUGUCAUAGAGCUACCAUGUUUAGGAGUGGCAAGUCUUGUCUUGUCUUGUUGCUUGGGUCCUAUUAGAUGUUAUCUCUACAGGGCCUGCUGUAUCUAUCCACAGGAUUGGUGGGAUCUGUUGUCAAUCAAAAGAAAGGGACCCAUUCUUUCCACUCCUUUUGCUGCUGGGCUCACAAGAUGUCCACUUACUUUUCUUUGGUUUUCACUGACUCCACGUGCCAACACAAAGACCUAGAAAACUGAGACGACACCCCCCCCCCCCCCUUUUCCCCCCUUCUCCGCAACCAUUCUGGCUCUAGGCGGAUGGGUAGAAGGAUGCAUCCAAUGUCCUGUCCUGCUGCAAAGCACCUCUGUCACGCCUCUGGGGAGGCAUCAUGUCGGUGGGGAGUCGGGGGACCGACGGCGAGCAACAACCUCAUUCUGAUCAUUCGAGAUAAUCUCUUUUAUUUCCUGUCUUGAGAAAGACCCCAUUUUCAUUGAGCUUGAACUGUCAACUGAGAUGGGGGUGGGGGGGGGAGGGGUUAAAAAUUCUGCUAAGGUGCACAGUUGUUUGGGUAAUCCCUGGUACAUUUUUUGUUUUCUUUUGUUUUUAAAUACCAAAAAUGAAAUUGCAUUUUUUUAUGAAUUUUGACAAAAAAUAGUAAAUGAGUAAAAAAUGUAUAUGUUUAAAAAAAAAAAAAACCUGCACUUCAUACUGAAACGUCUCCUGUCUGUGAACCUGCCUCUCUGUCAACCAGAAGGGGUUCAGACCGGGGGUGCCUUUUUGUGGAUGCUGUAUUUGUCGUAUUCAUUUCUCCUGAAAAACAUUUAAACGAGACGUAAUAGGGCCCAGAGAAUUGUAACAUUUCCAUUCACCACGACUGGUCGGGUCCCGCUGUAUCGACAUUCUCUUCCCUCAGUACUCUGAUGGGAAAGAUACAUUUGAACAGGUACAAUUUUUUUAAGUCUUAACUAUAAGUGGGGUUAAAAGGCCUGCAUCUCAGAAGAAAAGUGUUUUUAAAAGAAAAACAAAAAUCACAAAUGCCUGUGUAUGAAACUGCCUUGUUUGAAACUGUCAUGUCCAGUUUUAACAGUGGACCUCAAAAAUGUCCCCAUUUAGUGUCCGUGUCCCCAAAAGCCAGGACUUAUCUGGUCACCUUACCAGCACUGGGAGAUGAUCCCUGCAGCUUAACUGUGACGUGAAGCGAAGCCGUGCAUCACAGAUGUGUAUGGAUUUCAAUCUAUGAAAUGUUCCCUUUUUAACUCAAAGCUGGAUUGAAUAAACAAUGUAAAAUGAGCAAUAUGUAUUUCUCCCCACAAAUAAAUGUUAUGAGGGAAAGCGUGGGGAAGGGAUUUUACUGAUACUUGAUGGAUCACGUGACUAUAUCGUUCCCCAUCUCAGAGGAAUAUGCACGUGCUGGUUUUUACAUAUACAGUACAUAAUUAGUUUGUGUAUGUGUACAUAUUUCAUUUUUUUUUUUGCCCAGGUCCCCCGUUUUCAUUCUUUCUUUCCCGAAGAGAUAAAGAUCAUAAACAUAUCAAAACAAAAAAAAAAAAUGAAAUAAAUGUUACAAUACUUGAAUCAAGAAGCGCCAAUAACAUAAUGUGAACACUUUUUUUGUGUGAGUGUGACUUCUGCACUUCUGAGGUAUUGAUGACAAGUUCAAAGUUCAGCAUUAGUUUAAAAUGUAAAACGAAAAAAGAAAAAAAAUGCAAAAAAAAAAAAAAACCAUCAUUAUACUGUGUGCUUGAAUGAUUGUGUGUGCGGGGUGUGCAUCCACACUCAAAUGACUGUGUUCACUGCGGGCUGAGGCCCAUCUUUAUUUUGUCAUCCAUUCAGUAUAUUGUAGUAUUGUGUCUGUUCUUUAUUAUUAUUUUUUUGUUUUGGCUUGUCAAAAACUAUAUUCUGAUGUUAUCUAACGUUGCACUGAGUGUCUUCUUCCCUCUCUCAGCUAAUCGUAGAGAACACGAGACUAAGUACUGGGGGGAGGCGAUGACAAUUCACGUGUUAAUGUUUACUCAAGGACUUAAUGAAAACAAGUUUUUUGUUCUAUCUGUAAAAUGUUUAACCUGUAAAAUGUUUAUCUACCUUAUAGUGGCUUUUAUUGUUGAAUAGCCCCUAACGAGGGUUAUCCAUUGAGUAUUGCACCAUUUUUGUUCAAAUUAUAAAACAUAAAAAUGUUUAAAAAGAACAAAAAAAGUUAAAAAAAUCAAUAAAAAAAUAUACAAAAAAAAAAAAAAAAAGACCUGAAAUGAUGAACUGUGGCCAUAGCUAGCUGUAGAGAGUCUAGAAAUCCCUAUGUUUAUGUCAUUGAUAUGUGGGCAGAGAUGUAGGCAAUGAGAGGUUCUGACCAACAGGACUCCGUUCAGUGGUGCCUCUGUUCUUGCAGAUGAUCGGGUUUUUUAUCGUAAAAAGCCACCUGUCGUUUACAAACAUUUCAUGUGUUUGAAGAUCACAAGAAAUAAAAUGAAUUUAUCAUGGGAAUGUUGAUUUACAAAAAUAAAUGUUUAAAGGACAAAGUUCAUCUUCCAUUUUAAAGAAAAAUGACAAAAAACUUUACAAAUUGAAGAUUUAUGCUACUUUCAGAACUCUGGGAUUGAUCAGUGUUUGUGUCGUACUUUUUUGCUUUGAAUUUGACUUUUGUUGAUGUAAACAGACUAUCUAAGCCUACGAUGUAUGUAUGUCUGUUUUCUUUUUUUUUUUGUAAUUUCAUUUAUGAUGUUUUUCUCUGUAAAAGCAACAUCAUUCUGUCACUAUCUUGCACACUCACAAUGGAUGUGGAUAUUUGUCUCAGGAAGGCCAGGGUUUCCAGAGUCCCAACUCCACUAUUUUAACAUUAAUUUUUACCAGAAAAAAUGGAAUUUUAGAAAAGUGGAAAAAAGAAAAAAUGAUACUAAAUGACAAAACCAACUCUAAGCACUGAAAGGUUAUGGAUUUUUGAAGAUGAACAUACCCUUUGUUUUUAAAAUCCGUAGCAGUUACACAUCUACCAAAUAAUAGACUUGUAAUGUCCUUUUUACUUUGUAAGUGGAGUGCUUUACUUUGAGAAGAAGAAUCUGUGUAGACAUUGCUUUCCAUUCAAACGCAGUUAUCAGUGAUUUUGAUUGUUGAAGAGGUGUAAGGACAUGCAGUUGUGCAUUUGAAACGUGCACUUUUUUUUUGUUUGUUUCUCUCGAAGGUCCUAUUAAAAAAAAAAAAAAUGGGGAUCAUUGUGCAUUACUCUCUCCUCUGCCAACUCUUCAGAUGGCAGAUAUUCAAUGAAAGAGAUUCUGUGGAACGUUUUUUGGAAGUUUCUGAGACAAGGUAGAGUAGGAGGCUAAGCUGGCUGUAAAGGAUCUUGAUCUAUGCACAAGUGGGAGAGGGAGGAAGUGUCCAGACCUGCUAUUUUUGGGGUGGGGGGUGGCUGUUUUGUUUUAUGAUGGGGAGGGGGGUAAUUUUAUUGUGCUCAAAUGUAGUAGCUUUUUUGUUUUGUUUUGUUUGUCUGUUCAUUUCCAUACUCCCCUCAGUAUCGUAUACAGAUAAGAGCUAUAGUGUCACCAUGUUUUAUUCUCUGAAGUCGUGAGCAUCUCCCUCUGCCAAACUGAGCACUGUGGGUUUUCUGGAAUAAUCCGUGAUUCUAGAGUCUGCUAACGAGGGAGAGGCAGUUUCUGGUAAAUGGAGUAAGGAGGCAGUUUGCUUUAUGCCUUUUUUUUUAGUUUGAGAAGAGAAUUCGAGGAACACGUCUGUACCCGAGAUUCAUAAAAAUACGUUGCUGGCUUUUAAAUGUUCUUAUUUUUUUGUUUCCUUUUUCUCCUCAUAGAAUGUGAUUGUCAAUGACUUGCACCGAAAUAUGUUUCCAUGUGCGGUGGAGAUUCUUUCGGCCUAUAUUAAUAAAUAAACUGCAAUUUUUCUCUUGGCUGUUGAAA
Messenger RNA from Clupea harengus (Atlantic herring), 13734 nucleotides. RefSeq names its product trinucleotide repeat-containing gene 6C protein-like. Gene Ontology annotation, biological process: miRNA-mediated post-transcriptional gene silencing; positive regulation of nuclear-transcribed mRNA poly(A) tail shortening. NCBI's taxonomy places the organism in Eukaryota, Metazoa, Chordata, Actinopteri, Clupeiformes, Clupeidae. Gene Ontology annotation, molecular function: protein binding; nucleic acid binding. The record is from RefSeq and is a predicted model, not a curated record. Gene Ontology annotation, cellular component: P-body; nucleoplasm. The coding region runs from base 654 to 5951 and encodes 1765 amino acids. The transcript is spliced from 21 exons.